UUGGUGGCAGUAUCAUGAUGUGAAGCGUGGCAGUAUCAUAAUGUGAAGCAUGGUGGUGGCAGCAUCAUGAUGUGAAGCAUGGUGGUGGCAACAUCACGAUGUGAAGCAUGGCGGUGGCAGUGUCAUGAUGUGAAACGUGGUGGCAGCAUCAUGAGGUGAAGCAUGGUGGUGGCAACAUCACGAUGUUUCUCAGCAGCAGGUCCUGGAAGGCUUAUAAAGGUUGAGGGUAAAAUGAAUGCAGAAAAGUCUAGAAAAAUCCUGGAGGACAACCUGAUACAGUCUGAAGAGAACUGAGACUUGGAGAAGAUUAGUUUUCCAUCCAGACGAUGAACUGAAACAGCCAAAGUUCCACAGAAAUGGUUUAAAAACAACAAGGUGAAAGUUCUGGAGACCGAGUCAGAGUCCAGACCUCAGUCCAUCUGACAAUAUGUGGAUGGACUUGAUAAGAGUUUUUAACUCAUGAUCCCUGUAGAUCCUGACAGAGUUUGAACAGUUUUACAAAGUAGAAUGAGGUAAAACUGCAGCGUCCAGAUGUUCAGGCUGAUUGAGACCAGCACAGGAUCAAUGAUGGAACUGCAGACAAAUCUGCAUCUACCACAUACUGACUUACUGGGGUCAAAUUCUUAUGCAGUCACUUACUUUAUGUUUUCUAUUUUUAAUUAAUUGACAUUCCUUAGUAGAAAUCUGCUUUCACUUUGACACGAAAGAGUCUUUUUGUAAAUUCUUGUCAGAACAGUCAAAUUACAUUGACUAUUGUUGAAAAGCAAUGAAAGCAGGAAACUUGCAAAGGAAGUGAAUAGUUUUUAUUUGCACAGCAAGCUAUGGGGAAUUCCAGUCUCCAUUGUGCUUUUUUUGUUUUGUUUUGGUGUGGUUUUAUUUCCUGUUGGCUGCAAACUUUUUGACAACAACAGUUCUUUUGGCCUUGCAGCAGUAUAACAAUAAAACUGAGACCAAUUAAAGCAGCAAAGCCUUACUGGCCUUGACUGUUAAACAUUGUCAAGGCUGCAAAUAUAAGACAAACUUGCUUUACUCGUCAUAAUAAUAUAUUGAGGCAACACAUUAAUUAAAUGGAAUGCAGUAGUAAUUAUAGUCUGGUGAGCAUAUUUUCCAAGAGUUUGACAGGAAGGUCAACACCUCUCGUCUCGCAGGAAGGUACUUUAACAUAAAACCACUCUGGUAUCUAAAAUGAAUUGGAAACAACAAUUAGCGGACUAGUAUUAAAAAAAUACAAUCUAAUAUGGCAAACAUUCCACUUGUGGAUCUAUAACACCAUAAAAUCAAAAACUACCUACAGUCAUCUCAUAAGAAAUGUGAAAAUCACAAAAUCUAUGAAGGAAUGUAUGUAGAACUAUCCGGAUACACAUUAUAGAAUUCCAAAUCAGAUUAAACAGCUUUAAUGGAUCAAAUAUAAUACAAAACAAAUACACUCAAAACAUUUUCACAAUGGACUGAAUUGGAUAAUCAACGCAAAAAUGUCAGGACCCAAAUAACUAGCAAUUAAUACGCUAAAGUAGGGCUAGUUAAAAGAAUAUACUUGAGGGAACACUGCUAGUUUACAAAAUAUAUAUAUAUAUAUAGAAUAAAACCAACAAUCACAAAUAUGUACUAAAAACUUCAUUUGGGCUUCCAAAGGUUUUUAUUUUAGUUAAAUCCACCAGGUUCAUGUUGUGAAUCUUGAACCUCUAGUAAUUUGUAAUAAUUGCAGGCCGUCAAUGAUUUUAAACCAACGUGAAUCGGCCAUGUUUGUAAUUUUUAAAAAACCUGCAACAUUUUACCAAACAAGGGAUGCUUAGGCCAAAAGGUAGCAAAUUAUCAAAUGUGAGGUGCCUUCGCCCUAAAACAUACCCUGCUUUACAGUCUAUUUUCCACUUGAUGGGACCAUAAUUUACAAAGUAAACAUCUUACUGUGUUGAAGGAGACUUAAAACCAUAAACUCAUUAGGAAAAUCUUUACUGAGGUGAUAAAUCAAGUGAGAAGUAGGUUAAUUUUUCAUAAACUUCUAUAUAAUCUGAUGUCAGAGGAGUCGCCCCCUGCUGGCUGUUAGACAGAAUGCUGAUGAUUAGAUGCUAUGUAUGACAGCAUGAAGUAAAAAAGAAUUUGCUGCAUUUCAGUUAUGUGGAAGCCUUUUGAUAUCUGUGCAUAAUGUCAGUGAAUUCAGGUGAAAUACAAACUUUGCUUAUGCUGUGUGAAUCCACAGCAUAAAAUCAAAAGGUCAUCAGGUAAUAGUCCCAUAGAUUGUAUAUAAAGUAUGGAUGUAGCAACCAUCACAUUAUGUUCAAGUUUUGCCAUCUUCAUCUUUUCAAAUUGUACAUAACAAGCAGAGAAUGUGCAGGCCCAUAAGGUAGCAAAUUAUCAAUCAUGAGGUACCUACACCUUAAACAUACCCUGCUUUACAGUCUAUUUUCUACUAAAUGGGACCGUAAUUUACAAAGUAAAGAUAAUGUUAUGUUGAAGGAGAAUUGAAAUUAGUAAUUAAAACCAUAAAGUCAUUAGGAGAAUCUUUAUUAAGGUGGUAAAUUAAGUGAGAAAUAGGUUCAUUUUCCAUAAACUUCUAUAUAAUCUGACAUCAGAGGAGUUGCCCCCUGCUGGUUGUUAGACAGAAUGCAGGUUUAAUGCUUCACUUUUCACAUCUGCAAUAUACAUCACUUUUUCUUUAACGAUGCAUUAAUUAAUGCAGAUAUUCAUCAUGGUCAAUUACUGAUUAAAUAACCCAGGUUUUCUGCUUAGUAACGUGCUCAUAAAGGCCUCAGAUCAGAGUGUUGCAGCACAACCAGACGUCAGCAGCUCUCUAAUGAACACCGGCUCAGAUCACAGUGGACAUGGACGCUAAUCAGUGUUAAAGUGCUCCUUUGUUUACCUUCAGGGAGAUGGGCCGGAGGCUAAAGGGGAUCUCUGACUGAAUCAGCUCCUCAAAGAGCGGGCUGAGAGUUAUUAUGCAAAGCAGACUUCAGCGUGACCUUCAUCCUCUCCUGCUGACAGAUGAGGCCUCUGGCUGAGCUGCAGUGUUUCUAAGCAGUUUACUCAACUUUCCUCAACAGUCGAAUGCACGAGUCGACUUUCUGACACCGUCAUAUACCUUAUAUAAAGGAGAUGACGCUGUGUUUUAAAACCAUGUUGCUUGUAAGUUUCAAUUAGCAAUAACUACGAUGCACAAUUGAUGAAUAUUUGAGUGUCCGCUGAUAAAUUUCAUAUUUUCACACAGUGCACUGUAACUUCUCAUGGAGAAGAGUCAUAUUUCCUCUUGUUGUCUUUAAUCAUCAUAUUUUGUGUGUUUUCUAUUUUACGUUUACUGUGCUGCUUGGACUGAUGCACGGCAACACAAUAUUGUUUGGUUCAGUGAAGCCAAAUAAAAAGAUAUUCUGAACUUCAUAGUACAGAGACUUGAGAGAUCGUUUUAGUUUUUAAACUGUAUUAUACACUGCUUGUUGGAGGGAGGACACCAGAGCCGUAUCUGGCUGCUUUUGAUUGGUGAAUACAUGUGUCAAUCAUGUAGAGCGUGUAAUGAUUGGCUGACAUACACAAACCAACUACCAAUUUUAGUUUUAUAUUUUAUCCUAUACUGGAGGUCAGACUUCUUACAUCUGUUGCGCUCAUAGGCUUUUUAACUGGGGACGUUAUUAAAAUACAUCUGAAGCAGACGCGGAGUCAAAGCCCACAGAUUCAGAGGUAAGUUUAAACUUGAACUGGAGCACAUUGUUCGUUGACGAAGUGCUUACAGGCGCCGUUUUACGUUAGCUAAUGUUAGCUCGUCAACGACAUUUUGUGUUAUCUACUGUUAGCACACUAACGGUAUUUUGUGUUAGCUACUGUUAGCGCACGAAUGCCAUUUUAUGUUAGCUAUUGUUGGCUCAUAAAUGCCGUUUUGUGUUAGCUGCCAUUAGCGCACUAAUGCCAUUUUGUGUUAGCUACUGUUAGCGCACGAAUGCCAUUUUAUGUUAGCUAUUGUUGGCUCAUAAAUGCCGUUUUGUGUUAGCUACUGUUAGCGCACAAACGCCAUUUUGUGUCGGCUAACGCUAGAGGGCUAACGCUAGAGUGCUAACGCCGUUCUCCGUUAGCUAACGAUAGCAUGCUAAUGCUAACGCUCAAACAUUCAUUAACACAAAAUGGUGCCUGUAGCACUCAAUCACUAGCUUCUAACAUUUUGUCAACUUCGCUGGUGACUUUUUGUAUUUGUCAAACUUUACUAUCUUGUCGAAAACGGCGCCUAAUGCUUAUAAAGCUUAGAUAUUGUAAAAAUAAUGCUAAUGCUGUUCAACCCCGCUAAUCGGUUUUGAGGUUCAGGGUUACUUGUUGUACUUAUCUAAUUAUGGCUUCAUUUGCUGAAUUUCACUUGAUUAAUUUGCUGGUGUUGAUUUAAAAAAUAAUUUCAAGAUAAGAUAGAUACAUUAAGCCUCCUACAGUGGUAUAUUUUUUGGGUGUUUGGCUAGCUAAUUGAUAAAGCGCCUGUGAAUUUGAGUCUUAAGAUGUUUUGGUUUAGUUGUGAUAUGACCAUAUAUUCAAUAUUAUGUUAUUUUUAGGUUUUAUGUGUCGCCAGAUUAGUCUAUAUAGUUUUCACAAACAGUUUUGCUUCCUGUUAGCUUGUUUUAGUCAAGUGUCUAUGAUAUAUUACAGAUAUUGAGCUAGAAAGUUAUUUUAAGCUGAAAUGUGGAAACAACCUAGAUGCUAACAAGACUGCGUUGUAUAUUAUUUCUCAGAGCAUUUCAUUGCUGUUUCCAGUAUUUGGGUGACGAAAAAGACUUGAUGUCAGAUUUAAUGCUAAAAAAAAUCUUUAUCAAAUAAUUAUAGACAGCAACUACAACCUGAUACCACACUAUAAAAUUUGAUUUCAAUCACAAGAACGUGAAUUUUCCAACUAAUUAUAAGUUUCUUACAAUCAACAAGUAUUUAUUUUUGUUGGCUAUGUUUCUCCAUGUACAGCAACAAGCUGUGCAGCAAACUUUUGGCCGACUUUCUGAGUUGUUCAGACUUGUGGGCCUGAAUUUUAGCAGUUGGAAAAUCUUUUUCUGAUCAUUUGGACACUAUGUGAAUGCUGUACACUGUCUCCUUUCACCAACUGGACUCUGAUAUUCAGUUGUUUUGGUAAUUAAAUAGUUUUUCACUCUUUCUAACGUUACAUAGACCACAUAACUAGCAGACUAGUAAAGUAAUCAACAGAUUAAUCUACGGUGUGACUAAUUGUUUAGCUGCAGUCCUGGUGCAGCUUAAACUACACAAAAGGUUUUUUUGAAAAUUGCUAAAAUCAGUUUAAUCUCUACCAGUUAUAAUACUAAAAGGCAUCUUAAUUUAACUUGAAGUGCAUUUUGCUGUUUGUACUUAUAACACUUUCGCUUUUACAGGAAGUUCACUUGCAGGUCAGCAUUUUAAACAUUGUGCAUUUGCUUGUUUCACUUUCCUGUGAAAUGCACAGACUGCAAUUCAAAAUAUGAUGCAUAUGUUUGUUUGUCACACCUUCUUUUGUUAAUAACACAAAUCAAUCAUUUCAUAUUCCCUGUUUCUCCCCUCGAGGAUCUGGAAGUGAAAGAGCUUCACGGUGAGUCCUGCCCUCCUGUUCUGACUCCUGCACUUCCUGGUUCCACCCCGUCUUAUUUGACCUACUUCUGUGGGAAAUAUUUUCACAACGUGAGGCAGCAGCAGUCCAGUGUUUCGUUUAGACAAGCAACCGACCACAAACUGCAGAAAAAUAAGAACUUGAAACUUCAAGGAUGAGUGUUUACCAUCGAUCUACAUCCUUCCAAACAGCUGAGCUUUGAUCCAGUAGGCGACUUCACUUCAGAAACACAAAAAUGGCGUUUUCAUUUAAAGGGGCCACUUCUGGCGUCCUCCAAGAAAACCUCAUCAGAAGUCUGACGUCUUUCCUGCAGCUCUACGAUCAACAGGAAUUCAGUUUUCGUCAAGCGUCAGAGCGUUUCAGUCGGGUAGCAGCAGGCGACGAUGAGGGUUGUGAGGAUGUUUUUGCUGCGGCUCUGUUCGGUCUGUGCGGUGGAGCUGUGGGGGCAGUUUGUGGGGGCGUCACCGGCGGACUGUGGGGGGCUUUUGGGGCAGUUGGAGCAGCAACAUUCACCAGGUUCAACAGAGACAUUAAUGCCGUUGGUGCAACUGUCGGCUUUUUCGGCAGUGUUCUCGGUGGAGUCGUCGGCGGAGCAUUUUCCGGCUCCAUUGGUUCUGCCGUUGAUGUUGCGGCUAAAGUGGCCGGUUAUCACGUUCACUUCACACUCAGCAGAGCGCUCUGGUGCGGCGUCGGCUUCGCAACCGGCAGCGCAAUCGGCAGCGCUUAUGGCGGGUCGGUUGGUGAGUUAGGCGGGGCGGUCGGAGGGGCAUGUGGAGCGCUCCAUGCCACGACUAUCACAGUUUAUCUGGUGGGAAGCUUCAUCGACUGGUCCUCUAAAGGAAACAAUUCUACAGAUGAGGGCAGGCAGCUGGAGAGAGCGAACAGGACGCAGGGAACCAGGGAAGAUUUCAGAAAAGGUAUCGAACCGCUGGUGAGGGAGCUGAAAACCAUCCAACAGAUUAGCAACAAAAUGGCCUCCAGUGACGCUGUGAAGAGUGUUGCGGGACAAACAGCGAAGACUUUGGCUGCUGUGGACGAGAUGGAGAAGAACAUGAGCGACAGUCGGCCUCAGUUCUGUUGUGAAGAAGCAGCGAAGUGUUGCAGGAAAAUCACAGAAGAGCUGCAGAAGACGAGAGCAGAGGUGCAGAACCUGCUGGUUUCACUGCAGCAGCUGCAAAACAAAAACCUGAAAUAACUCAGAGCUCUUUAUUCCAUCUUUAACAUGGACGUAUGUGCUUUUAUUUUCUCUCUGCUAUUUGUUAGUUGGUUUCCUUCCCUGUCAUCUGUGUUUCAUGUGUUUAAACCUAAAUGUGAUUGAAACAGUAAAGUUAAGGUUCUGUGUUGUCAGUAGUCCUGAAAAUCUGCUGAGUCUCUGAAGUUAAACUGGAGAAAACAGUAAAUCUACUCUCUAGUCGUUAACAUUGUUUAAUGACUGAUUCACAUGUUGUAGUACAUCUUAGUGCAGAUUAGAAAAAUAACCUCCCAGAAUAUGAUCAAAGUAAUGAUGAACACUACAGUUAUUACAUUUAAAUUACAGCACAAAUAAUAAAAUCCUCUACCCUAAAGUUAAAGUGACUACAGGCCUUUCUGUCUUUUAGUGCUGGGAAAACUAUAUAUGACAGAGGAAAUCUUUCCAGGGUCACUUUAAAAUGAACCUCUGCUGUUGAUGCUGAUACUGUGACGUCUGUCUUCAUCUCAGGUGUCUAAUAUUCACUGUUAGGAUCUUCUGAGUGAAGCCAUCAGAAGGAAAACCUCAUCUGGUUAUAAAGGAGACUGAAUGGAUGACAUCCUCAGUGAAUCAUUUCCAGUUAAGCUUUCACUUACAGGACAGAUCAACUCUCAGCAGUUUAUUAUUCUCUGUUCUUGGUAUUCACAGGUUCUGUUUAUCACCUUUAACUUCAUCUCUGCUGUUGUAGCAUAAUGAUAAUUGUGGGAUUUCUAUGAUACUUCUAAAUGGAGUUCUUAUACUGUUUUUAUACUAACGGCUUGCUUUUAUAGAACCAUAUUCCUAAUGUUUUGCACUGUUUAUGAUGAUAUUUUACACUGUCUAUGAAAAUGGAAAAGUACUGGAUGAGUGAGGCAUGCAAGAGUGGAAAAGAACUAGGUGAAAAGUUAUGAUGGAGACUCUGUUUCAAGGUUGUGCUGGAAGACACUGUUUCACAGAUAAGAACAACUGCUGAGGUUUCAUCCUCCCCCACAAAGAGAGGGGAACCAUCUUCAGGGCUGUGAGGUUUGGAGCAUCCAGAUUGGGACAAAAGAUGGCUGCUGAUACGCAAAGGAGGGGGUUAGAUGCACAGAAGACAACCAACCAGCAGAAAGACACCCUGAAUGCUUAUGCACCUGUGAAACUGGAUAUAAGGCUGGGUCAGGAGAAGAAUAGUGUGUCAGACUUCGUGAACUGACAAGAACUCUGUUGUUGUCAGGGAUAGGAAGUUGGACCCAGAGCUCUGUACUAUAUUCAAUGUAUUUGUAAUAAACAUACUGAAUGAGA
Amphiprion ocellaris (clown anemonefish) is the source of this 8039-nucleotide messenger RNA. RefSeq lists its product as uncharacterized. Lineage: Eukaryota; Metazoa; Chordata; Actinopteri; Pomacentridae. The transcript has 2 exons. The record is from RefSeq and is a predicted model, not a curated record. Bases 5784 to 6743 code for a protein of 319 amino acids.